Messenger RNA from Dama dama (fallow deer), 3000 nucleotides. RefSeq names its product glycerate kinase (gene GLYCTK). The record is from RefSeq and is a predicted model, not a curated record. The transcript has 4 exons. NCBI's taxonomy places the organism in Eukaryota, Metazoa, Chordata, Mammalia, Artiodactyla, Cervidae. Gene Ontology annotation, molecular function: glycerate kinase activity. The coding region runs from base 1050 to 2621 and encodes 523 amino acids. Gene Ontology annotation, biological process: protein phosphorylation. Gene Ontology annotation, cellular component: cytoplasm.
GUACCUAAACUACUCCGCAACCUCUUGGCCUUCACCUCAAGUCUUCUUUGGCCUUUACUGUGCCCAGUGGGGAAAAUGAUUAUUUGGACUCAGUGGUAGAAGCCUGUCCUUUGCCUGCCCAGCCACGCGGCUCUCACCCCUGUGGGUGGUGUGAUCCAAGAUUUGUUAUGUCAGAGCAAAAGGCAUGUUCUUGGCAGGGGUGGGUCUGGCCAUGUAGGUGGAAGGGCAUCCUUUUUGUCCUGCAGGUUGGGCCCCGUUGUACCUGGGGUCAUGUGGUGUCUAAGGGCUUUUUUAAGCUUCUGCUGUGAAUCAGAGUUGAACCUGAAGCUGUUGCUGGGCUGGCCUGGAGUGUGGGAUUCUUCAGGCUUUGUGCCCCAAGGAUGUGCCUGGACCUGCUUGUCAGUGUCCCGGCAAAUCUACAGCCUCCCUGCACAGACUUAGUCUUUCCAGGCUCCCCAGCCCAGGCCUGUGAGAUAAUGAAACAGAGCAGCCUGGAGGGCACUGGGCUCCAGGUCAGUUGGUGGCAUAGCCAGCAGCUUUGUCGCAACUGAAGUAAAGAGGUAAAGAGGCAAGGAAGGAGUGCCAGAAAGGGGUGUUGCCCUGGGCGAGGCUCAGAAGUGCAGGAGGUGGCAAGGGGCCGGAUGGAAGCCCACGGAUAGUAAUUUCUUCCUCUGUGAAUGAUUAACUCUCAGCUGAAGGAGGUGGUCUAGGAGGAGGGCUCUGCUAACAGGACUUCUGGACUCUGGGCAAGGUGUCCAGAGAGCUGGCGUGUGGCCUACAGAAGAGGAGGACGUGGUUGGUUAGACUGCAGGCCUGGGCUCAGAAGACUGGAGUGAGAUCAGACAGCUGUGGACCUCAGGGAAUCUCCUGGGUCUGGCCGAUGGCCCAUUCCUGCAGCAGCAGCAGCAGCUGUGGGGUCCACUGGCCCUGAGCCCAUAGAGCCGUGGCUCUAAGGGAAGCCUCCUGUCUCUGGCUUUGCAGCGGCCUAACCAGUGCUUUCUUCCUCCUAGGCAGCCAUGGACGCCAAGUGGUGCUGAGCGCGGUGGGGCAUGGCUGCAGCCCUGCAGGUCCUGCGUCACUUGGCCAGAGCCCCCUUGGGCCCACUCGUCUGGGGGGGCCCGUUGGCCCGCCUGGCCAGCAGCAUGGCUCUGGCAGAGCAGGCCCGGCAGCUGUUUGAGAGCACUGUGGGUGCAGUGCUGCCCGGCCCCAUGCUGCAGCGGGUCCUGUCCUUGGACCCUGACAGCGGAGAGCUGAAGGUGCGGGACCGGAGCUUUCAGCUGCGACAGAACGUCUACCUGGUAGGCUUUGGCAAGGCUGUGCUGGGCAUGGCAGCUGCAGCUGAGGAGCUCCUGGGCCAGCAUCUUGUGCAGGGCGUGAUCAGCGUUCCCAAGGGGAUCCGUGCAGCCAUGGAGCAUGCUGGCAAGCAGGAGAUGCUGCUGAAGCCACACAGCCGCAUCCAGGUAUUUGAGGGUGCGGAGGACAACCUGCCGGACCGGGACGCUCUGCGGGCUGCUCUGGCCAUCAGGCAGCUGGCCGAAGGCCUCACUGCUGAUGACCUGCUGCUCGUGCUCAUCUCAGGGGGUGGCUCAGCCCUCCUGCCCGCCCCCAUCCCACCUGUCACUCUGGAGGAGAAGCAGACACUAACCAAGCUGCUGGCGGCCCGGGGAGCCACAAUCCAGGAGCUGAACACCAUCCGGAAGGCCCUGUCCCAGCUCAAGGGCGGGGGGCUGGCUCAGGCCGCCUACCCUGCUCAGGUGGUGAGCCUCAUUCUGUCAGACGUGGUGGGGGACCACGUGGAGGUGAUUGCCAGCGGCCCCACUGUGGCCAGCAUCCACAGCGUGCAAGACUGUCUGCACAUCCUCAAUCACUAUGGCCUUCGCGCCGCCCUGCCACGUUCUGUGAAGACUGUGCUGGCCCGAGCCGACUCUGACCCCCACGGGCCACACACCUGUGGUCACGUCCUCAAUGUGAUCCUUGGCUCCAACGCACUGGCACUGGCGGAGGCUCAGAAGCAGGCUGAGGCGCUGGGAUACAGGGCUGUGGUGCUGAGCACAGCCAUACAGGGUGAUGUGAAAAGUGUGGCCCAGUUCUACGGGCUGCUGGCCCGAGUUGCUGGAGCCCGCCUUGCCCUGCCUGGCGCUGGAGCAUCUGUGGAGGAGGAUGACCGACUCUGUGAACUUGCAGCUGACCUCCAGCUCCCAGAUCUGCAGCUGAAGGAGGCUCUGGAGGCUGUGAUGGGCGCUCAGGGCCCAGUCUGCCUGCUGGCUGGUGGCGAGCCCACAGUGCAGUUGCAGGGCUCAGGCAAGGGUGGCCGCAACCAGGAGCUGGCCCUGCGUGUUGGAGCAGAGCUGGGACAGUGGCCACUGGGGACUGUGGACGUGCUGUUUUUGAGUGGCGGCACUGAUGGGCAGGACGGGCCCACGGAGGCAGCCGGGGCCUGGGUCAGGCCUGAGCUUACCAGCCAGGCCGCCGCCGAGGGUCUGGACGUGGCCACCUUCCUAGCCCACAAUGACUCACAUACCUUCUUCUGCCGCUUCCAGGGUGGGGCACACCUGCUGCACACGGGGCUGACCGGCACCAAUGUCAUGGACGCCCACUUCCUGUUCCUGCAGCCGCAGUGAUGGUGUAGGUCAUGUUUUUGGGAACCUAGAAGAGGCCUGCAGGGUGGCGUCCUGGAACAGACCAGGUUUGGCCCCCAGGGCCUGACCAGGCUUUAGGGCCCCGUCUCCCUUGGCCGUGGCCAUUUGGUUGGCCCUUACACCUCCCAACCAGGGCCCCCUCUGUGUCCAGUUUCACACUGGCCAGGCAGAUGGGGGCUCUCUUCCACCCCUACUUUCAGCCAUGGCAGCAGGUACCCCAGAGGACCAGGACAGGCCCCUGGGCCAGUUCGCUGUUCCUAGUCUUUUCCCCCAGGUAGCUCCUCUGCUCAGCUCCCAAGCCUGUUUCUUCUGCGGGGUAAAGCAAGAAGGACUGAAAAUAAAAAGGACCACGCUCUGGGUU